Rubroshorea leprosula is the source of this 2255-nucleotide messenger RNA. The record is from the annotation of a GenBank genome assembly. NCBI's taxonomy places the organism in Eukaryota, Viridiplantae, Streptophyta, Magnoliopsida, Malvales, Dipterocarpaceae.
GUUAAUUUUGUUCCUUCUUCCAAUGAAGGAUGAUAUCAAUCUGUUUGAUUACAAUGUUCAAGACCGAGUAAAUGACUUUGUUGCUGCUGCACUAGGACAGGCUGACAUAACUAGGACAAAUCACGUAAUGUGGACCAUGGGAACAGAUUUUAAGUAUCAGUAUGCACACACAUGGUUUAGGCAGAUGGACAAACUCAUUCAUUAUGUGAACAAGGCAGCAAGGCAGUUAGAAUUUUUCAAAGGGAGGAGUCACUCAGGGCCCAACACAGACUCUUUGGCUGAUGCUUUAGCAAUUGCUCAACAUCAUGAUGGCGUUUGUGGUACGGAGAAGCAACAUGUGGCUAAUGAUUAUGCAAAAAGACUAUCAUUAGGCUACUCAGAGGCUGAGAGGGUAGUUGCGUCUUCUCUAGCUUUCUUUGCUGGGUCAAAGGCAUCAACUGGACAUAGGAACCCAACUGCAAAUUUCCAGCAGUGCCCACUUCUGAACAUUAGUUACUGUCGUGCAUCAGAAAUUGACCUUUCUCAUGGGAAGAAUUUGAUUGUUGUGGUAUACAAUUCUCUUGGAUGGAAGAGAGACAAUGUUAUUCGGGUUCCGGUUAUUAAUGAAGAUGUUCAUGUUCUUGAUUCUGAGGGGAGAGAGAUUGAAUCACAACUUGUUCCUCCAGCUGAUGCUUAUGCAAGUCUAAGGAACUACCAUGUCAAGGCAUACUUAGGUAGCAAACCUGAGGAGGUACCUAAGUAUUGGCUUGCAUUUUCUGUCUCCGUACCCCCACUUGGCUUCAGCACUUAUACAAUCUCCAGUUCCAAAAGUUCAGGAGCUAGUUCAACCAAAUCAUCUAUAUACACAUUUCAGAGAGGUGAAAAAUCAGAUAUUGAAGUUGGUCCAGGAAAUUUGAAGCUUACUUUUUCUGCAGACCUAGGGAAGGUCACAAAUUACGCUAACAGUAGAAACUCAGUUGAGGAAUUGGUGGAAGAGUCGUUCAGCUUCUACACUGGAUAUAUAGGAAGUAAGGAAGACACCCAGAACUCUGGGGCCUAUGUCUUCCGUCCAAAUGGCACAUUUCUUAUAAAGCCUGAAACAGAGGUUCCUUUGACUGUUAUGCGUGGACCAGUGUUGGAUGAGGUGCAUCAACAGAUCAAUUCUUGGAUAUUUCAGACUACCAGGCUUUACAAGGGAAAAGAGCAUGUUGAAGUUGAGUUUAUUGUCGGACCUGUGCCAAUUGAUGAUGGAUUUGGCAAAGAAGUUGCAACUCAGAUUAAAACUUCUCUGGAAAACAAUAAAACAUUUUACACAGAUUCUAAUGGACGUGAUUUUAUUAAAAGGGUUCGUGAUUAUAGAACAGACUGGGACCUGAAAGUGAACCAACCUGUUGCUGGAAAUUAUUACCCUAUCAACUUAGGAAUUUACAUACAAGAUGGUAGGAAAGAAUUUUCAGUGCUGGUGGAUCGUUCUGUUGGAGGAUCUAGCUUAGUGGAUGGACAAAUAGAGCUGAUGCUCCACAGGAGACUGCUACUGGAUGAUUCGAGAGGUGUUGAUGAGGCUCUAAAUGAAACAGUCUGUGUUCUUGAUGACUGCAGAGGACUAACUAUACAAGGAAAAUAUUAUUUCAAAUUUGACCCUCUUGGAAAUGGUGCAAAAUGGCGUCGCUCUUUUGGGCAGGAGAUAUAUUCACCCCUCUUGUUGGCAUUUUCUGAACAGGACGGAGAUGACUGGAUGAGUUCUCAUAUAUCAACUUUCUCAGGAAUUGAUUCCUCCUACAGUUUACCUGAUAAUGUUGCUCUCUUAACUCUCCAGGAGCUUGAUGGUGGAAAAGUUCUCCUCCGGUUGGCACAUCUAUAUGAGCUUGGAGAGGACAGUGUUCUUUCUGCAAUGACGAGUGUGGAACUCAAGAAGCUGUUCCCGGGCAAGGAGAUUGGCAGUGUGACAGAGAUGAGCUUAUCUGGUAACCAAGAAAGGACAGAAAUGGAGAAGAAGCGACUUGUUUGGAAAGUAGAAGGUUUGUUGGAAGAAGAGACCAAGGUGGAGAGAGGUGGACCUGUUGAUCCUACAAAAUUGGUGGUGGAACUAGCACCAAUGGAAAUCCGCACCUUUGUCAUCGACGUUAACCAUCAAGCAGUGUUUGAUGCUUAAAUGGUUUUUAUGCUAUCUAUAUAUAUAUAUAUAUAUCUAUGGUAUGGUACUUUGGUUUGGUUUGGUUGUAACAAAGUAUAUAUAUAUCAUGUCAUCAUUACUAAAAUGAAGUAUAGUUAUUGUC